Molecule: messenger RNA, 1035 nt
Organism: Ciona intestinalis (vase tunicate)
Lineage: Eukaryota; Metazoa; Chordata; Ascidiacea; Phlebobranchia; Cionidae
Source: RefSeq, a predicted model, not a curated record
GCUUUUCUUGUUUUACUGUUAUGUUUGUUUUAGAUUCUGCUGUGUAUUCAAGAAUUAGGAGAAUGAAUUUCAUUAUCGUAAUGUAUUUCAUGCUUGUGCAAUAUAACAUAACAUAUAGCUAUUUGACAUUCCCAUAUUUUCAUUUAAACAGAAAUAUUUUGCUUUUAUGUUCCCCUACCAAGCUAAGCUAAAUGUUUAAAGUAUUUAACUUGGUCUUGCUUCACUUAACUCUAAUGUACCUUGUGUAACUAUCUGCAUAGGCACCAAACCUGGGGUGGCAGGGUGGGCAGACAUGCCCUUUAAUUUUAUACCCCUGUAAUCAGUAAACAUUACAACCAAUAAGUUAGAUUUGUUUAAUAAGCUUGUAUGUCUAACUAUCCCUGCCUCCCCUGUGUUUGUAUAGUUUGACGCCUAUGUCCUAACAUGCAGAAUUCUUUUGCUUUCAGGUUUAGUUUCUUAGCGUUCUGUAGAUUUUAUUUCCACCAUAAUGUCUCACACCAUCUUGCUUGUUCAACCUACCAAGAAACCAGAAGGUCGAACUUAUUCGGAUUAUGAAUCGGUGAACGAAUGCAUGGAAGGUGUUUGCAAGAUAUACGAAGAACAUUUGAAGAGAAUGAACCCGAACUGCCCGUCAAUAACGUACGAUAUUAGUCAGUUGUUUGACUUCAUCGAUGAACUUGCCGAUCUUUGUUGUUUGUGCUACCAGAAGAACACACUCACAUACGCACCUUAUAACAAGGAUUGGAUCAAAGAAAAAAUCUACAUCUUACUCCGCAAGCAGGCCGGCAAAUAAUUGUACAACGAGCAGAGUCGGACAAUUUCAACACCGAUGUUUAAACAAAGUCUCCGUCGCAAGUUAUAUCAUCACUUGACCGAAACAUUUACAAAGCAAUUUCAUGAAGGGGUGUUUAAACUUAUUCAUAUUGUGAUUAAGUACUUUAGUAGUAGAUUAGAUGAACUCUUGGUUUUAAAUUAAACUUUAAAAAACCUGUAAUAGAAGUGAAACAAUGUAAAUAAAGUAUGAAACAUGUUUUA